Messenger RNA from Eimeria acervulina, 1020 nucleotides. RefSeq names its product glyceraldehyde-3-phosphate dehydrogenase, putative. The transcript is spliced from 2 exons. Gene Ontology annotation, biological process: glucose metabolic process. Gene Ontology annotation, molecular function: oxidoreductase activity, acting on the aldehyde or oxo group of donors, NAD or NADP as acceptor; NADP binding; NAD binding. The record is from RefSeq and is a predicted model, not a curated record. The coding region runs from base 1 to 1020 and encodes 339 amino acids. NCBI's taxonomy places the organism in Eukaryota, Apicomplexa, Conoidasida, Eucoccidiorida, Eimeriidae.
AUGGUGUGCCGUAUGGGAAUCAACGGCUUCGGCCGCAUCGGCCGUUUGGUCUUCCGCGCCGCUAUGGCCAACCCUGAAGUGGAAGUCGUCGCAGUGAACGACCCGUUCAUGGACGUGCAGUACAUGGCCUACCAGCUGAAGUACGACUCUGUGCACGGCAAAUUCCCUGGAGAAGUGAGCGUGAAGGACGGCAAUUUGGUAGUGGAGGGGAAGACAAUCCAAGUGUUUGCUGAGAAGGACCCCGCAGCCAUUCCUUGGGGCAAGGUUGGUGCUCACUACGUGUGCGAGUCAACUGGUGUAUUCACAAACAAGGAGAAGGCUGGUCUGCACAUAUCUGGCGGUGCUAAGAAGGUCAUUAUCUCUGCUCCUCCUAAGGAUGACACCCCCAUGUUCGUUAUGGGUGUGAACCACGAGGAAUACCAGCCCACUCUUCAGGUUGUUUCUAAUGCUUCCUGCACUACCAACUGCCUCGCUCCUCUUGCGAAGGUGGUGCACGAGAAGUUCGGUAUUGUUGAGGGUCUUAUGACCACCGUGCACGCUAUGACAGCUAACCAGCUGACUGUUGAUGGCCCAUCAAAGGGAGGGAAGGACUGGAGGGCUGGACGCUGUGCAGGCAGCAACAUUAUCCCUGCAAGCACAGGUGCAGCAAAGGCAGUAGGGAAAGUUAUUCCUUCUCUUAACGGCAAGCUUACAGGCAUGGCUUUCCGUGUGCCCACCCCUGACGUCUCCGUCGUCGACCUCACAUGCAGGCUGUCUAAGCCCGCCAAGUACGAAGACAUUGUCGCUGCCAUCCGUGCAGCUUCUGAGGGCCCCCUUAAGGGUAUUUUGGGUGUCACAGAGGAGGAGGUUGUAUCCCAGGACUUCUGUGGUGAUAAGAGAUCCUCUAUCUUCGACGUCAAGGCAGGUAUUCAGCUUAACGACUCCUUCGUUAAGCUCGUCUCCUGGUAUGACAACGAGUGGGGAUACUCUAACAGACUUGUAGAUCUUGCAAUCUACAUGUCUAAGAAGGACGGCAACUAA